Carya illinoinensis is the source of this 1290-nucleotide messenger RNA. Its product is annotated as BURP domain protein RD22-like. The coding region runs from base 121 to 1074 and encodes 317 amino acids. NCBI's taxonomy places the organism in Eukaryota, Viridiplantae, Streptophyta, Magnoliopsida, Fagales, Juglandaceae. The record is from RefSeq and is a predicted model, not a curated record. The transcript has 3 exons.
AUGAUUUCGCUUAUAAAUUUCCGAUCUGCCUUGCUCUUCUAUUCAUUACUUCAGCUCAAUACUCUCAGCUCUUUUUUCUCCCUGGGUGUUAUCCUUUGUUGCAAUUCACGGACGGCUUAAAUGGAGAUCAAUCUUCUUCGGAUUUUGAUCAGUUUUCUCACUCUUGCAGUAGUGGCGGCAAGCCAUGCGGCUCUGACCCCGAAAGAUUACUGGAACUCUGUGCUGCCAAACACACCAAUGCCUAGUGCCGUCAGUGAUCUUCUACAACCUGAUCACCUGAUGGACGAGAAGCCAGUCGGGGUGACUUUCUCUCCAGGACCGCCAGCCGGGGGAAUUGAUGUUGGAAUUGGUCAACAGAGAUCAUCGCCGUUCUUAUAUACAUAUGGUUCCUCUGAGGAUCAACUCCAUGAUGACCCCAACGUAGCUCUUUUCUUCCUGGAAAAGGACAUGCAUCCUGGCAAAAGAAUGAACUUGCACUUCAUGACUCAAGACUCAAACACAGCUGCGACUUUUUUGCCUCGCCAAGUUGCCAAAUCAUUACCCUUUUCAUCCAGCAGGCUGCCGGAAAUUUUGAACAAGUUUUCACUCAAGCCCGAAUCGACGGAAGCUAACAUAAUAAAGAACACAAUUGAAGAAUGUGAAAAACCGGGCAUCGAAGGGGAGGAAAAAUACUGUGCAACAUCAUUAGAAUCGAUGGUGGACUUCAGCACUUCGAAGCUAGGGAAAGAUGUUCGAGCAAGCUCUACGGAGGUGGGAAAAGAAACCCAGAUGCAGAAAUAUUAUACUAUCGUGCCAGGAGUGAAGAAGAUGGCGGGCAACAAAGCUGUUGUUUGCCACAAGCAGAACUAUGCAUAUGCUGUCUUUUUCUGCCAUACAACACGUACUACAACGGCUUAUCUGGUGCCAUUGGUGGGCAAUGACGGGACCAAAGCUAAAGCUGUAGCCAUUUGCCACACAGACACAUCAGCAUGGAACCCAAAACAUUUGGCCUUCCAAGUGCUCAAAGUUAAGCCCGGAACUGUUCCUGUCUGCCAUUUCCUGCCAAAGGAUCACGUUGUCUGGACAUCUAAAUAGAUAAAAACUUCCCUAGGAAAGAGUCCUAAUUCAAAUAACCUUUUAAUUACCAGCACCCUUUGCUCUUUAAUGUACUCGCAUACCAGAUUGAGCGAGUGUUUAGUUACAUGUUUUAUGUAUGUACGCUGUAUACCUGUGCAUGAUGCAUCAGGAUAUAAUAUAUAUAUGCACUAAUAAAUACAUCUUGUGCCUUGAUUGGCCAUUUUCGUUCUUCUA